AGUUUCAACUAGCAUUCGCUGAGGUGACAUACUCACAUACACACAUGUGUUUGUGUGUGCAAACACACUAACACAAUCUCUCAGACACAGGAGAAAUGUGGUUCCAUUGUGAGUUGUGCUGCUGGAUGAACACUGGAUGGAUAGAAUAGCGAAAACAUUGAGAAGAGACUGACGCACCACGGCACACUGUCCGAGACACACAAAAGCCCACUGAAGCCUGCACUGAGGAAUUAUCUGCUGUCAGGACCUGAGGCUGCACAGGGGCGAUAGGGAGAGACGGAGCCAGGGAGCCAGGCUCGGGCCACCACAGGGUGACGGUGCCGCUGUGCCGGAGAGGAGGGGACUCGCAACUCGGCGAUGGCGUCCUCCACCAUGCAGAUCCUCGCCUUUGCCCUGGCGCUGCUGGGCGUCCUGGGCGCCACCGUGGCCACGCUGCUGCCCAACUGGAAGGUGAGUGCCGACGUGGGCUCCAACAUCAUGACUGCCAUCUCCCAGAUGCAGGGGCUGUGGAUGGACUGCACCUGGUACAGCACCGGCGUGUUCAGCUGCACCUUGAAGUACUCCGUGCUGUCGCUGCCCGCCUACCUGCAGACCGCCAGGACGACAAUGGUUCUGUCGUGCAUGAUGGGUUGCCUGGGCCUCUGUCUUGCCGUCCUAGGGCUGAAGUGCACCCGCUGGGGGGGCAGUCACCGGGCAAAGGGGCACGCGGCCAUUGCCGCGGGGGGUUGCUUAAUCCUGGCUGGCAUUCUCUGCUUGGUGCCCGCUUCCUGGUUCACCAACGAGGUCAUCACCACCUUCCUGGACUCCAACGUGCCCGAGAGCAGUAAAUACGAGCCUGGGGGGGCCGUGUACGUGACCUUUGUCUCUGCCGGCUUCCUGCUUGCCGGUGGGGUCAUAUUUUGUUUGUCGUGUCCCGGAAAAAGAGACUACACCUCGACCUCCACCUCUACCACCUUUCCUGACAAACUACUGCAGCAGCAGAUAAACCAAGAGCAACUACAGCGCGACCUGAUACAGUGUGACCUGAUGCAGCGCGACCUGAUACAUUGUGACCUGAUGCAGCACGAUCAACAGCAACGGGAGCAGAAGGACUUUAAACAGCAGACGUCGCCUAAUGAGCAGUCGAGCCAAGAGCAGCUACAGUGGGUUGACAAAGGGUCCCAGGGUAAGGUCCAAGCAGCUGACGACAUCCAGCAGGAGAAGCCUCUACAUGAAGACAAGGGAACGCAGCAGUUCUACUCUCCAUCCAGAGUCCCUCCAAAAGACACCCGGGCUGGUUACAGCCUGCAGGACUAUGUUUAAUAUGUUUUAUCCCUAAACCCUAUUCUUGUUAGUGGGGUGGGGGGAGAAUCCUGAGGACAUUCUACUGGCUGCCUUGUGAAGGGGAGAGAGUGGAGAAA
This is a messenger RNA of Oncorhynchus keta (chum salmon), 1400 nucleotides long. RefSeq names its product claudin-20-like. Gene Ontology annotation, molecular function: structural molecule activity. Gene Ontology annotation, biological process: cell adhesion; bicellular tight junction assembly. Gene Ontology annotation, cellular component: plasma membrane; bicellular tight junction. The record is from RefSeq and is a predicted model, not a curated record. The transcript is spliced from 3 exons. NCBI's taxonomy places the organism in Eukaryota, Metazoa, Chordata, Actinopteri, Salmoniformes, Salmonidae. Bases 358 to 1302 code for a protein of 314 amino acids.